AUGGACCCUAGUCAGAUGGACCCGGCCGCCAUGGCUGCCAUGUUCUCCGGCAUGCAGAACCCUGCCGCCGCCGCUGCCGCCGCGGGCCAGGGCGGCCAAGGCCAGAACUACCAGGGCUUUGGCGGCAACCAGAACCAAGGCUACGGAGGUUUCGAUCAGGGUAUGGGCGGAGGUGGCGGCGGUGGCGGCGGUGGAAGGGGAGGCUUCGGAGGCAGGGGUCGCGGACGCCGCUGGUAA
Parascedosporium putredinis is the source of this 237-nucleotide messenger RNA. The record is from the annotation of a GenBank genome assembly. NCBI's taxonomy places the organism in Eukaryota, Fungi, Ascomycota, Sordariomycetes, Microascales, Microascaceae.